AUGGAUUUAUCAUUUGUGCAUACCAAAUUUCGGUCGCAGUUCGGGCGGCAGACCUUAUUUUCAGAUAGAGGACCCGAAAUUUUAGACUCGAUAUUGCCAAAUAAGAGAGAUUUUGAUGCAUACAUUUUGAAAGAUCCUGUUGAUCGUGCUACGCAGGUCAGCAGCAAAUUCGCUGAACAUGUGGUCAACACAGAUAGAGUCGAGGUGACAAAUAGUGGUAUGAACCACUCCGAAGGAGGAUGGCCGAAAGAUAUCAAUUAUCAAGAUCCUGAACAAACUGUACGUUAUAAAAGAAAAGUCGAAAAGGAAGAAGCUUACAACCGUAUUGUUUCGGAUUUAUGUCGGGAUAUGGAACAUUGCAUCUUACAAAACAAUGCCGUGAACAUAUAUCAGAAAUAUUUUGAAGAAUGCGAGCAAGCAGUUGUGGUAGAACCCUGUUCCUCUCGUACUGUGAAUGUGUAUCGUGACCAAACUCCGAACAAGCGCCCAAUUAGUCAUUUAUCUUGGUCACCUGAUGGUGGAACCAAGCUUGCUGUGGCGCAUUGUAUUACCAAGUUUCAAGCAGCCCAGAACGACGUGCCAACUGACUGUUAUAUUUGGGAUAUAGAAAAUCCGAACAUACCAUUACUGGUGUUUAAACCUCCUAUACCAAUGGUUAACCUCGAAUAUAACCAGAAAGAUCCGAAUUCGCUUGUAAGUGGCAUGACCACAGGGCAAGUAGCGGCUUGGGACACUCGGAAAGGUCCUGAUCCUGUUGAAAUGAGUCUUCGAGAAAAUAGCCACAGAGAACCCGUAACCGCGACCCUUUGGAUUAAUAGCAAAAGCGGUUCUGAAUUUUUUACAUCAUCCUUGGACGGUUCUGUUAAAUGGUGGGAUACUCGCAAAAUGGAUAAACCCACAGAAAAUUUAGUAAUUGAUACCGUAAAACCAGAUGAACAAGAUAUGUCCCGAGCAUUAGGUUUAACGGCUCUAGAGUAUGAACCCACUAUACCUACCAGAUACAUGAUGGGCACUGAUCAGGGUUUCAUCGUAGGCGGCAACAGGAAAGGAAAAUUGCCUUCAGAAAAAAUACUGUAUAAGUUUCCUGCUCACCCUGGUCCCAUUUAUUCAGUAAUGCGCAAUCCGGCGUUUGUAAAAAAUAUACUGACAGUCGGAGAAUGGACGGCGAAGAUUUGGUCGGAAGAUUGCAAAGAGAGCGCCAUUAUCUGGACUGGUCCACAACGUCACCUGCUAACAUCCGGCGCAUGGAGUCCAACAAAAUUUUCUGCCUUCUUUGUCACAAGAUUUGAUGGUACUCUUGACAUUUGGGAUAUCAUGAACACGCAACGAGAGCCGACCCUCAGUAUAAAAGUUUGUGAUGUGCCCUUACGCUGUAUGAGAAUCGAGGAACAUGGUAGAUUUAUCGCUACUGCCAAUGAUAAUGGCACCGCGUACCUGAUUGAGGUUUCCCAGAACCUCUGCACUAACCAGAGAAAUGAUAAACCAAUGCUCACUGCUAUGUUUGAGAGAGAAACACGGCGCGAAAAAAUAUUGGAAGGCCGUAUAAGAGAAAUUAAACUAAAACUCAAAUCAGAAGCUAAAGCUGAAGCCGAAGCUGAAGCUGCUGAAGAAGCACCACCUCAGCCAGCACCUGAAGCUGCUGAGGAGCUACUGGGAGAAGUUGAACCAGAACCAACACCUGCGGAACCACAACCUGAACCUCUUGGUGAACUGCCUGGCGAAGGCAUGGAGGAAGAUGCAGAGGGUCAAGAGGGAGAUGUUGAAAAGGGACAAGAAAUAGAAGUGCCGUCAGAUGUAUCUGUACGACUUACGACAGAUGAAAGCGCGGCAGAUCCAAGUAUUCUACAAGCUGAAGUUGAGUAUUUCCAGAUGGUGGAAAAAGAACGUAAAGCAAGGUUGCCUCCAGAACCAGAACCAAUCUAUGAACAAGAGGAAGUGGAAGGUGAAGAUGACGAAGCUUGGGCUGCCGAUGAAGUUCCACAGGAACAGAAAAGGACUGUAGGUAUGCAAGAUGCUCCAACAGAGGCUGAAACAAAGGAAGAAGAAGAGCAGGGAGAGGAAGGCGAGGAAGCUGGGGCACAAGAAGCAGAAAAUCAAUAG
Molecule: messenger RNA, 2100 nt
Organism: Ctenocephalides felis (cat flea)
Lineage: Eukaryota; Metazoa; Arthropoda; Insecta; Siphonaptera; Pulicidae
Gene: Dnai2
Product: dynein intermediate chain 3, ciliary
Exons: 12
Coding region: 1-2100 (699 amino acids)
Biological process (GO): outer dynein arm assembly; cilium movement
Cellular component (GO): outer dynein arm
Molecular function (GO): dynein light chain binding; dynein heavy chain binding
Source: RefSeq, a predicted model, not a curated record